Salvelinus namaycush (lake trout) is the source of this 1489-nucleotide messenger RNA. It is a transcript of the gene mul1, whose product is annotated as mitochondrial E3 ubiquitin protein ligase 1b. Gene Ontology annotation, biological process: protein ubiquitination; organelle organization. The record is from RefSeq and is a predicted model, not a curated record. The transcript has 5 exons. Bases 109 to 1167 code for a protein of 352 amino acids. NCBI's taxonomy places the organism in Eukaryota, Metazoa, Chordata, Actinopteri, Salmoniformes, Salmonidae. Gene Ontology annotation, cellular component: mitochondrion. Gene Ontology annotation, molecular function: ubiquitin-protein transferase activity.
GCUACUUGUGGCUGUAUUUAUCUAAUCUUGGAACGAAGUCGAUCGUUUUUAAAAUAUAAACGUAAUUUGCUGGGUGGGGUUACACCUGCCCUUGUGUUCUCUGAAAAGAUGGAUUCUAGUGGGAAACCCUCCACAGCCCAAGUCCUACUAUUAACCACCAGCUCAGCACUGACUGCAGUCUUCUACUCUGUGUACAGGAGGAGGACAACAACAGUAGCAAGAUUAAAGGGAGCCAAGAGAGUGUCUAUUGAUCAGGAUCUGAAGAACAUCCUGACAGCAGCACCAGGAAAAUGUGUUCCGUACGCUGUGAUCGAAGGUGUUGUGAGAUCUGUUAAAGAAACCCUGAACAGCCAGUUUGUGGACAACUGCAAAGGGGUCAUCGAGAGGUUAACUCUAAAGGAGAAGAAGAUGGUGUGGAAUCGCACCACUCAUCUCUGGAACGAGAGUGAAAAGGUCAUCCACCAGCGCACCAACACGGUGCCCUUUGACCUGGCAUCCCACGACAUGGCCAUGGCCGCCACCAUCCGGGUCAUCCGUCCCCUGGACUCCUCGGAGCUAGACCUGGAGACCACUUACGAGAACUUUCACCCCACGGUCCAGUCCCUGACCAAUGUCAUUGGCCACUUCAUCAGCGGGGAGCGCCCUAAAGGUAUCCACGAGACGGAGGAGAUGCUGCGUCUGGGGGAGAGUGUGACCGGGGUCGGGGAGCUGGUGCUGGACAACAACCUGGUGAAGCUCCAGCCUCCCAAGCAGGGCCUGAGGUACUUCCUCAGCCGACUGGACUAUGACUCCCUGGUGGAGAAGCAGCAGAGCAGCGUCAGAGUCUGGAGGGUCCUGACCGCGGUGUUUGGUGUGGUAGCUUCUACGACGCUCCUCUUCAUCCUGUGGAAGCAGUGGGUUUACCACAGACAGAGGAGAAAGGAGAAGAACGUCCUGGAGGAGUUCAAGGAGCAUCAGAGGAAGAGGAUGAGGGAGCUGAAUGUAGAGGAGACCAGUGUUUCCCCUAGUGCCUGUACGGUGUGUCUGAGCCGGGAGCGUUCCUGUGUGUUCCUGGAGUGUGGGCAUGUCUGUGCCUGUGACCAGUGCUACCAGGCUCUUCCAGAGCCAAAGAAGUGCCCUAUCUGCAGGGCACCGAUAGAGAGGGUAGUACCGCUUUAUAACAGCUAAUGGACAAUGCCAUGGCGAUUGUAACUGGACUAAUCUAAUGUUACUGAAAAAAGGAUUGUGUAUUUGUUUGUCUUUUUUUGUGUGACAGGAAAAUGACUGUGUAUCAUUUAAAGUGGUACUUGUAGCUUUAACAUUUCAUUGAAAGAUCAACCUUACUUGUAAUGCUGUGUUGUAAUUAUGCAUAUGUUGAUUUGAGUUCUAUCAGUUGAGGAAAAGAUGUCCUUUUUCCAUAGAGAGUUGUAGAAUCAACUCAGAAGUUGAAUGUCUUCACCUCAAUGUUUCUCCAAAGCACAUCAAAGCCAUUUUGAAUAAAGAAAGAAAA